This is a messenger RNA of Macrobrachium nipponense, 2745 nucleotides long. RefSeq names its product trichohyalin-like. The transcript has a single exon. The record is from RefSeq and is a predicted model, not a curated record. The coding region runs from base 1 to 2745 and encodes 914 amino acids. NCBI's taxonomy places the organism in Eukaryota, Metazoa, Arthropoda, Malacostraca, Decapoda, Palaemonidae.
AUGUUUCCCCUUGUGCAAUUACUCACUCUAUAUGUGCUCGUAUUUGUCGCAUGUGAUCUAUGCAGCCUACCUUGUAAUCGAGGAUUAAAUGGACACUUUCUAGGAGACCUUCAUAACGUCGGCAUCCCCGAGUCUUGGACCCCAGAGGUUGUGGAAACACGACCCCCCAACAGCGUAGGCAUUGAAACGUCGGCCCUCGCCAGUGCCAUCCCCUGGAUGGCCUUGAUGGCAGUUGUCCCGGCGUUGCUAGCUGUUGCUUGCUGGUGGCGGAAACUCGCCGGAACCGAUGCCCUUGAUCAUGAGGAGGUUGACCUGGAAGUGCCCACCCUGGAACCAGUUCUUCUGACCGAAGAUCUGGAAAGCUCUAAGGAGGAGGAGGAGGAGGAGGACGACGACGACGAAGAACUUGACAACUUUGAUGACGAUGAUGAUGGCGAAGAGGACGAGGAGGAGGAAGAACAACUCGACAACUCUGAGGAUGAGGUGGAGGAGGAGAGAGAGGAACUAGACAAUUCUGAUGACGACGUUGAGGAGGAGGAGGAGGAGGAGGAGGAGGAAGGGGAACUCGACAGCUCUGAUGACGAUGACUGUAAUGAGGAGGAGGAAGAAAAAGAAAUUUUGGAAACAGAAGAGCUCGAACCCAUUGAGGAAGAGGCAAAGGAGGAGGAGGAGGAGGAGAAAAAAGAACCGGACGACACCAACGAAGAAGCCCAACUGCCGAGACAACAUCCAGAACAACUGGAUGAGGAACAGAAGAGGUUAGCAGAGGACCUGGAAGCCAGUCAAGUUUCAGGAAGAAAACUGGAAAGCCUGCUGGACAAGGCGAAGGAUGAGAUUGCCUGGCUUCGAAACGAAAUACUCGACAAGGAUAUUCUGAUAGGAGAGAAAUCAGCUGCGGAAGCAGAAAUGAAAAGACAAAUAGAACAUUUGAACAAUGAAAAGGACCAAUUGGAAGCUGAAAAUCAAAAGCUUGAAGAAUAUUUUGAAUUGGCUUCAGGCCGAGCUGAUUUCAUGGAAUGCUUACACCAAGAACUGAUAGAUACCUUAACGUCUCUGGAGAAUCAGUUGGAGGAGAAAAAUCAAUUGUUGAGGAAGAGAGACGAUGAGGAAAGAAAACUAAGAAGCGACUUCCAGCAAUCGAUGAUUGACAAAGACAGGGAACUGGAGACCGCUAUUGAGAAGGCAAAUGAACUGUGCCUCAGAUUGAAGGAAACUGAAGCAACCAAUCAAGUGCUUGUUUCCGAGAAGGACAUUUUGAAGAAAGCAAAUGAAGACUUUUUGGAAGCCUUGACAGAGAAGGAGAGAGCAGAAAACCAUCAGCGUGAAUUACUGCUAUGUCAAGCUAUAGAAGCUGAGAAGGGCCAAAGGCAACUAGGAGUACUGGAAAGUCACAUUUUGGACAUGAAAGAGGACCACAUGGCUCUCCAACGACAACUGCAGCUCACAGAAGGAGAAAACUCGAGGCUCAGGGAGCUGGCUACUUGCUACGAAGCUCAACUUAAAGCUUCAUGCAAAACUGCAGCUAAGCUCGAAGACAGAAAUUGUGAGCUCGAGAAAAAUCUCGCAAUUGAGACCCAAAGAAAAAUCAGCCUUCAGGAUGAGGUCCUGAUGCUAAAAGACAGAGUUCAAUCGUUAGAGUCUAUAUUGAUCCAAAAAGAAUCUCGAUUUGUCUGGGCAACAGAAGCUCUCAACAAUGAAACAGCGAAAAAUGAGAUCACCUGUGCAGAGCUUCAAGUAUUUAGAAACUGGGUCACAGAAUUAGGAGGCGAAACUGCUUUGAUUAAGGAAGAUUUGGUAGGUAAAUGUCUGGAUAUUACUUUACUCAGGAAAGAGUUAGGAGACGAAAAGGAGAAGACCCAAAUUUUAAAGGAAGAAGUCCAGAUACUGAAGAAAUGGGUCUCUGAAUUAGGAGGCCAAAAUACCAAUCUUAAGGAAGACUUAGAAGAAGCCCACCUGGUAGUGACUACACUCAAGAACUCUCUGUUUAAUGAGAAAAGGGAUGCUCUCCAUUGCAGGAAGGAGAUGGAGAACUUAUUGGAGGAGGAAAAGAAAAGGAGAGACAAACUAGAAGUUGCCCUCAAUCACGAAAAAGAGCUGGAGAGAGAAAGGAGUGAAAUGAAACUGCAUUACCAGGAGAGGCUCAAAGAAAAGGACAAUGAGAGAGAGAAGCUAAGGGAACGGGAGGAACAGCUGCAGAAGGACUUGGAAAGCGCGAUGCAUGAACAGCUGAAAUUGGAGAGCUGUUUAAAAUGUGCAGAGGGAGAGAUCUCGUCUUUGAAAAAAGCAGAAAGCAUAAACCUCCGUGAACUAAAACAAAUUGGAAACGAAUGUGAAAGAUUGAGAGAAAAGUGUCGGAUGCAAGAGGAGAAUAUAAUUGAAGAGCGCAAACGUGUCAGGGACCGCCUAAGGACACAGGAAGAAGAAUUAAGGAAUCAAGAUAAGUACAUGCUAAUGGCGCUCCUCCAUGGGACUGCUCAAAGGAACUUCCAUCUGCAACACAUUGAACUGGAGCGUAGAAACAACAGUGACGAUGAGGAACCAGAAAAUUGUGUUGAAAUAGCAGAUGGAAGAAAAGACCAUGUAACGGAUGAGGACCUACAUGACCAAGUGAAGAGGGUAGAAGAGGAACAGUACACGAAGUACUGCAAUGCCCAACGAGAGAAGAAGGACUAUGGAAAGCAAUGGGAGGUCCUAACGCAGAUGGUGGAGGAUCUUCUUCAGGGAGAUGAACAAAAACAUUGCUAA